Molecule: messenger RNA, 1440 nt
Organism: Somion occarium
Lineage: Eukaryota; Fungi; Basidiomycota; Agaricomycetes; Polyporales; Cerrenaceae
Source: the annotation of a GenBank genome assembly
GAACUCGUGUCUCUGACCGUCAUUUACUGUAAUCAUUGACGUGAAGCUUUGAAGAGCUUAUCUUUCUCAUUCGUCGAUCGUUACAUAUUUUGUAAGACUUUCUCAGACUGUGACUGGGAAGGGAGCUUUCUGCACCACCACAAACUUGCUUUAUCUAGUAUCACGACAUCUCAUGAGAUUCUGAGAACACAUCACACUCAUCAAGGGUCUCCAAAGAUAUAUCUAACGCUGUCAGGAACUGUACUCACCAGUGCGGUCUGUAGAACACCCCCUCGCUCCUUUGUAUCGUAAACCGCCCCCUGGGUCUAUCUGCUUAAGCCCGAGAUGCCUUUCGGAACGGUCACGUUGAACGAUGGCAACAAGAUGCCUACCAUUGCAUUUGGUACUGGCUCCAAAUGGAAGGGUCACGACGUGACAGCCUAUGUAGAGCAGGCUAUCGAGCUAGGGUUUUCCCACAUUGAUACGGCUCAAUUCUACAGAACGGAGCGUUUUGUUGGUGACGCCAUUCGCGAGAGUGGACUCGACCGAUCCGAUCUUUUCAUCACAACAAAGUACUCUGGUAUCGGAACCGCUCAACAAGCUAUCAACAAGAGUCUGGCCAACCUCGGCUUGAAACAAGUAGACCUUUAUCUGAUCCAUAGUCCUCGCAUCGUCCCGCCUGGAACUUGGCAGAAACUAGAGAGGAUACAGGAAUCCGGGCUGGCAAAGAGCAUAGGCGUUAGCAACUACACUCUCGAUCUUUUGCAGGCCCUGGUCAAAGAUUCCAAAGUCGUCCCAGCCGUUAACCAGAUAUUGUUCCACCCUUACAACUACGAGGAGAACAAGGAAUUGCUGGAGUGGUCUGCCAAACAUGGCAUAGUCACCGAAGCUUAUAGCAGUUUAGCUCCAAUUACACGGUUCCCAGGCGGGCCAGUUGACAAGCCCGUCAAUGCAGCUGCGAAACGGCUAGGCGCAACACCUACACAAGUCAUAUUGACAUGGGUGCGAAGCAAAGGUGUUGUGAUUGUCACCACAAGUUCACGCAAAGACCACAUGCAAGAAUACCUGGACGUUGCAGAACUCCCCUCAUUGACUGACGAGGAAAUUGCCGCUAUCGACGAAGCUGGAGCCAAAGGUGUUUCCAAGUCGGUUUUGAUCACCCGUUUCCUACCCAACACACCGACUUGGUUAUGGAUCCGUACUGUUGCUCUCUUCUCCAUCAACCUCGCACUCGUAUAUGCCAUCGCGUACCCUCUGUACGUUUUGUAUAAUUCUCUGGCUUAGUGCUGUGUCCAGGAAUCAGGAUUCAAUGUUGGGCGUCAUGGGAUUCAAUUGUUUGAUUCACAAUGGACCCUAACGCGAGAUGUACGUUGCCAUAAGAUGGUUGUAGAUAUUAGAUGGUUGUUCUAGAGAUAUCAUGUUCAAUUUUAUUAUGGAAGAUGUCUUUCCGUCGUUCAAUCU